This is a messenger RNA of Cyprinodon tularosa, 2474 nucleotides long. It is a transcript of the gene sstr3a, whose product is annotated as somatostatin receptor 3. Gene Ontology annotation, molecular function: neuropeptide binding; somatostatin receptor activity. The record is from RefSeq and is a predicted model, not a curated record. The coding region runs from base 359 to 1801 and encodes 480 amino acids. The transcript has 2 exons. Gene Ontology annotation, cellular component: membrane; neuron projection. Lineage: Eukaryota; Metazoa; Chordata; Actinopteri; Cyprinodontiformes; Cyprinodontidae. Gene Ontology annotation, biological process: neuropeptide signaling pathway.
AGCACCUGUGAAGCAGUCAGGCUGAUCAGAGCAUCACACCAAAGCCUCUUUCCCCUUUGGUAACACCUCCUUCUUGACUGCAUGCAGGCAGCAGAGCUGUUACCUAGAUACAAGCCGGAGACUGAGCGACCUGCGCUGAUGAGCAUCACUUAGUUCGGCUGCAGACGCAGGAGCGGCUGGCUUUUCUCCGCAGGAUGGGGAUGAAACGCGUCCAGGCGGAGAACAGGAGCGCUUCUCUCGCGUUGUUUCACCGCUAAAACCCAGAGAGGCUGCGCUCGGUGCGGAAAGUGGCGACUUAAAGAACAGAUGGGUGGGAGCUGAAACAUCAGAAGAACGAAUCAUCGGGAGGAGCACAGGCAUGGGUGACGUCUUGCUUCCCGGUGCUGAAAUGACCGCUGAGGCGUGGGAGAAUAGCAGCUUGGCGAGUCCUUCGCCUGGUGUCCCGCUGUUUCUACUCAUGUUCAAUGACAGCGACCAGAAUGAGACGCUGUUUAACUCCACCAACUCCACCUUUCUAGAUGUCUCCUUGGGUCCCAGUGUGGCUGGAGUCCUCAUCCCUCUUAUAUACAUCAUUGUCUGUGUCGUCGGCCUGGGUGGAAACACUCUGGUGAUCCACAUUGUGCUGCACUACUCAAAGAUUGAAUCAGUGACCAACAUUUACAUCCUGAACUUGGCCAUCGCUGAUGAGCUCUUCAUGUUUGGCCUGCCCUUCCUGGCGGUCCAGAACACCCUCCAGUCAUGGCCCUUUGGUUCCUUUAUGUGCCGACUUGUCAUGACGGUGGACUCCAUCAAUCAGUUCACCAGCAUAUUUUGCCUGACUGUGAUGAGCAUCGACCGUUACCUUGCUGUUGUGCACCCAAUCCGCUCCUCAAAGUGGCGGCGCCCUCAGGUGGCCAAGGUGGUGAACGGCACCGUGUGGGCUCUGUCCUUCCUGGUUGUUCUGCCGGUAGUGAUUUUUGCCAACAUCCAGAAGGCAGGAGGCACCUGUAACAUCGCCUGGCCCCAGCCGGCCAACAUUUGGAGGGCUGCGUUUAUCAUCUACACCUCCACUGUUGGGUUCUUCUGUCCCCUCCUUAUCAUCUGCCUCUGCUACCUGCUCAUCGUCUUCAAGAUCCGCAGUUCAGGUAAAAAGGUCCAUGCCACCUCAACAAAGAGAAGGAAGUCGGAGCGAAAAGUAACACGUAUGGUCGUGAUUGUUGUCGCAGUCUUUGUCUUCUGCUGGUUGCCUUUUUAUGCCCUCAACAUCCUCAACUUGCUGGUGUCUCUGCCUUCAGAGUACCAGGGACUUUACUACUUCGUUGUCGUUCUCGGAUACGCCAACAGCUGUGCCAAUCCAAUUGUUUAUGGCUUCUUGUCCGACAACUUCAAGAGGGGUUUCCGUAAAGCCCUAUGUCGCUCAACAAGAAAAGUAGAGAGCCAUGAGCCCGUGGAGCAUCCACUGCAGCCAGAAGAGGGGAGGAGGGCGAUGAUGCCGAGAGAGAGCCUAAGGCGAGUUAUUAGAGACGAAGAUGACGACGACGAGGACGUCUCAGAAAUGACGGAGAUCUACAGAAUCACCCAGAACGGAAACACCAGUUUCCUGCCUCAGAGCUCGCAGCCACAGAAAGGAGCGUCAGCAUCAGAGAUGGAAAUGCCGUCACCAGACAGAAACUGCAGCGGAGAACCCAAAGGGACGGAACCCACCAACGGGUCGUCACUGACGGUCCCGCUGCUUCUUAACGGAGCUAAAAACGGGAGCGUAAAAACUCUGCCAGAAGAAAACACAGAACAGAGCGCAUCAUUAGAGAUAAGUUAUUUAUAGUUGGACAUAUAAAGUGGAUCAUCAGUGAUGGGGGCCUGUUCAUUUGGCUGAUCGAUGUGUAUGAAUAUAUUCUGUAUAUAUGUAUCUGAUAUCUGGUCUAAUUUGUGCCUUUAUUUACCACUUGGAUGUGCUGUGAUGGUCACCUCUUGUUUUGUUGCAUUAAAUGUUUUCAACAAGUGCGACACAAAGGAAAAUUCACAAAGCCAUUUUAAUGUGCUAGAUGUCUAAAAAUCAGAUUUUACUGGUCAAACUAAAUGGAAAAGAAAAUUCUGAAUUUAUUGUUUGUGCAUUUGGUAUAAUAGUGAGUGCAAAACAUGGGCAAAAAUCUGACCACAUGGUUUUUCUUUGUGAAUUUUCCGCUUGGUCACUUUGAAAUGCUUUGUACAUUUUGUUUAUUUGGAGAAUCACGGAUAAUAUUUUGGGUUUUUUUAUUGUUGCAGAAGGAAAGUUUAAAAUUACAUAGUUACGACAUGUUUAAAAUUUCUACAUUAGUGACUCCCUCUGGUUGCGUAAAAGGUUUUUUCAGAAAAAUUACUGCCUUACGCCACUUCCUAUGAUUUAUUUCGAUGUUUCAUAAUUUUUUUUUCUCAGUUUGUUUGUGAAUAAAGCCCUUUGGUAUAUUUACAACAACAAUGCAGGUACGAUACUUUCCUUUUGGUGGUAAAAAAAAAAA